AUGCAGAAUCAACAGGAAGAGAUAUCUAGUACACAAACCACUACUAUAGAGGUGCUUCCUCCUGUGCUUCAGCUUCGAGCUUCAAGGGAUCAACCUAGCAGGCAUGACGUAAGAUGGGGUACAGAUGUUAUAGAUAAUGAGAAUAUGAAUAAAAAGAAGACAAAAAUAUGCUGUAUAUACCAUCCACAAGAUGAGGAUGAAGAAGGAUGUACGUCUGACCAUCAACACGAAGAACCACCAGAAUCCUCAUCCUCUUCAUCAUCAGAGUCUGAAAACGAUAAAGAUCUGGGUUUCGAUGAGAGAAGGAAAAGAAGAGUAGAGAGGAGACGUCGCAAAUUGAGGGACAAUACAGAUAGUGCACCUAAUGCAUACGAAGUGCAACCAGAUUAUUCUGAACAUCGAAAGAAAAUGAUGGAAAAGAAGAGUAAUAAUACGUAA
This is a messenger RNA of Vanderwaltozyma polyspora DSM 70294, 438 nucleotides long. Its product is annotated as PPP1R11/YPI1 family protein. The record is from RefSeq and is a predicted model, not a curated record. The transcript has a single exon. Lineage: Eukaryota; Fungi; Ascomycota; Saccharomycetes; Saccharomycetales; Saccharomycetaceae. Gene Ontology annotation, molecular function: protein phosphatase 1 binding; protein serine/threonine phosphatase inhibitor activity. Gene Ontology annotation, cellular component: nucleus. The coding region runs from base 1 to 438 and encodes 145 amino acids.